This is a messenger RNA of Saccostrea echinata, 3064 nucleotides long. RefSeq lists its product as uncharacterized. Lineage: Eukaryota; Metazoa; Mollusca; Bivalvia; Ostreida; Ostreidae. The record is from RefSeq and is a predicted model, not a curated record. Gene Ontology annotation, biological process: nuclear envelope organization. Gene Ontology annotation, molecular function: protein-membrane adaptor activity. Bases 66 to 2846 code for a protein of 926 amino acids. The transcript is spliced from 21 exons. Gene Ontology annotation, cellular component: meiotic nuclear membrane microtubule tethering complex; nuclear envelope.
ACCACUACAAUAGAACAGUGCACUCAGUUUCCACUGAUUUUCUUGAAGAUGAUUAUUUCAGAAAGAUGAACAAAACAGAUUACACUUAUUCACGGAGUCCUAGUUAUAGAAGAAAAGCAGAAAGUUCUUAUUACCAAAUCCCCAAUAUGUCUCGUGCACAUGUGAAGGGGAAAGUAACUCCUUACAUGAGCGGUGAUUUAUAUGUCAGUUCAGAUGAGGAGGACAUUAAUUAUGUAAUGGAAAAAAGACUGUCCACCAGAACUGUUUAUGAGGAUGGAAUUCUACUUCGUUCAGGCAACAGUUUAAAAAAUGCGAGGACUGUGAUAGAGAGUCAAAAUGUGAAGAACAGAAGAUCACUGCAGGGCUUGAACAUGAACAAGAAUGCUAGGGAGUCUAGGAGAUCACUACAGUCCCUGAACACAAUGGACGAUGUCCGGCAAUCCAGGAGCACUACAAGGACAUCACGAUCACGGAGAUCCCAGGCCUCCAAUCUUGUCACCAGCACUAACCAGAUGUCAGAGACAAGGUCAUCCACAAGGUCAUCAUCAGCCUCUGUGUCAUCUCUGACAUCAUCAAAGUCAUCCUUCAUAGACUCUGUCAGGAAAACUCUGAUUGGAGAGUUUAAUAAUUUGGAAAUGGAGAAAGGAAUGAAAGAAAUCCAGAACUCUAAUAGAAAAAUCAAGUUAUAUGGUUUGGAUCAAGUAGACUCGGAUGAAAUGUCAGGAAUUGAAUCUGAAGUAGAGUUUACUGGGACCAACAUGUCAGGUUACCACUCAAACUCUUCACAUAGUAGGAGCCACACAAGGAACUCCCAGUCUGAUACCACCACCAGCACCUCCACAUCAGAUUCCUCAUCAUCGGUGGUCACCACCGUCACCACCACUGUCAUCACCACAAUCAUUGAAACCAUUUCAACAGCAGCCAGGCCUGUCGCUGAACCAGUCUGGAACAACAUAGGAGAACCAGUCUGGAAUCAUGUAGGACGACCGGUGUGGAAUCGUGUGGGGAAGCCGGUGUGGACCUAUGUGUGUCGACCACUCUGGUCACUGACCAGCAAGGUGUUAUCCUCGGUCCUCCUGUUGUUGUUUCACCUCAUCUGGACCUCCACUUUACAACACCUUGUUAAUGGUUGUGCUUUUGCUACACAGAAAACCCUAUCAGCUGCUCAAUCUGUAUUAGUACAAUUGAUUAUCUGGGAAAUACGAUUUUUCUCAAGGAUGUCCUAUUUCUCCCGGAUGUGCUGUAUUGUCUUGCCACUGUUACUGAUUUUACCAUUGUUAUUGUUUACAAUUUACCCUUACAUCACACCGGCAGCUUUCACAGAUAUCAGGGAUAAUGAUUCUGUACUGGAUUUAUCAAAGAUGGACAGAUUAAGUCAUCAUGAACUAAGGGAACACGUGAGAAGGAUAGUCAUACAGAUCAGUGAGGGGCGAGAAGAAUCUCUCUCUGUUGGGGAAGUAGAAAGAAUUGUAUCCACAAUGGUGGAACAGAGAUUGAAUGAAGAAAAACUAGCCAAUCAGAAUCGCUGGCUAGAGGAGGAGGCAGCUAAACAGGAAGUAGAGAAAACAAACAUCACAGAGGAGAUAUUGAGGGUCCUCCAGUACCUCAAUGUGAGGGGGGAUAGCCUUACAGAGGGGGACAUAAGGGCUAUUGUUGGGGAGAUGGUCAAGCAUGAAGUCACGGGGCUACAGGAUCGCAUUACAGAGCAGGCAAAAUCACAGGUGAUGGAGAAGACAGAGAAUGGUGAAGUGAUGCUGGCUAUUCAGAAUGAUCUCAAAAUAAGUAUCACUAAUCUUGAGCAAAAAUUGGCAGAUGAACUUGAGAGAAUAAAAAGCCCUUCAAUGGAGGGUAGUGAUUCCACAGUGGAAGCCUCAGCUAGCCUUCUACAGAUACAAGACGAUUUGUCCUCAGUGCGAGCUCGACUAGAAAGCCUAGAACUGGAGAAAUCUUGGUUAGCAGGACAGCUCAAAAACUGCUGUAGGAAUGAGAGUUUCUACAUGGCCUUGGUGCAGGACAAGGUCAAUUUAAUUCUGGGUCAGAUAAUGUCAGGGAAUGAUACUGGCAGUGCCGACCAGUACACGUUUGGAGCUUGGUUAAACUCGACAUUUAUCAAGAAAAGCGACUUAGAGAAAUACAUGGCAGAUUUUGGUGAUGAGCUCAGCAAUAAAAUUCUACAGGAAAUGUCAAGGACGGAAGCCACCGAGGUCUAUGUAUCAGAAUCAGGGGGGCAGAGUGUGGUGACAGAAAAGGUUGUGAGACAGAUAGUGACUGAAGCUUUGGAGAAGUUCAGUGCAGACAAAAUAGCCCUGCCUGAUUUUGCUUUAGAAUCUGCAGGUGGAAGUAUUAUCAGUACAAAGUGUUCUGAGACAUUCCACAAAAACACGGCUCGUCUGAGUAUCCUGGGGAUUCCCUUGUGGUAUGUCUCCAACUCACCUCGCAGUGUCAUACAGCCAGAGACACAGCCUGGGUCCUGUUGGGCAUUUCAGGGUGAUAAGGGUCACCUUGUAAUUGAGCUAUCAGACAACAUCACCCCCACAGCCUUCACCUUGGAGCACAUCCCCAAGUCCCUGGCUCCUGAAGGAAAAAUUGAUAGUGCCCCCAAAGACUUUACAGUCAUAGGCCUGAACAAUGAAAAUGACAAAGUAGGGGAGCGCUUAGGGAACUUCACCUAUACAGAUGCUGGUCCUCCUCUACAGUCAUUUAAAGUACAGAAACCAAACGUUGGUGUUUACAAGUUUGUUCAACUGAGUAUAUUGAGUAACCAUGGAAAUCCAUUGUAUACAUGUCUAUAUAGAUUCAGGGUGCAUGGUAUACCACACAAACCAAAGAAAAGGGAGAAAAAUUAACCUAGUAUUGAGAUACAUACAAACUUUAUGAAAAUCUGUGAACAGUGUUCUCACAGAAAUAGAUUUACCAGUGCAAAAAAAUGUGAAUCCUGUGAUAAACAAAAUAUUGGUGACUUUAAAAAAUAUUUAGUAAAACCUUGGGAAGAUCAGGGGAGAAAAAUAAACAAUCAAAAUAAUAGACUUUUCCCUUGGAGGUACAUUUAGAGAUUGUACAUUUU